CCCGGCAACCGGCGGGCGGCCCCGCGGAAACGGAAACGCGCGGGGCCAGCGGGGCCGCCGGGAGCGGGGGUGGGCUCGGUUUGAACCGUUGGCCGCUCGGCCGGGCCGGCGCUGCGCGGGGCUGCCUUUCCCCGCCGUGGGGGGGCCGGGACCCGCCGGCCCGGCUGGGCCCACCCCGGCCCCGCGGAGAGCGAGGUGUUCUUUCAAAAUGAAUGGGGAAGAGGAAAUAUGGGAAAAACUGGAUGCGGAAUUUGAUCAUUGCGUUGUGGAUAUGAAGCCUCACGUUCUAAAACUACAGCAUAGGUCAGAACGACAAAGGUGUGCACUGUGGAUUAAAAAACUAUGCGAGCCCUCAGGAGCGGGGACAGGAACGGUGGGAAGGAAGAAUCGCAACCUCUAUGCCAAACUUUUGCUCCACAUGCUGAAGCGAGGGGUGCUGGAAGGUCCUUUUACACACAAACCAGAACCGGGGACACUGAAAACUUUACCUUCAUACAUGUCCAUUUAUUUUGAUGAGCCAAAUUCAACGAGAGUUGGGAGUAGCAGCCCAGACUGCCUACCUGACUGGGUCAUGGGAGAGCUGGGAGACAGCGACUGGAAGCUCGAGGAAUCCUGGAAGAUCUCCUCGCAGGAGGAGUCACCGUCAGCAACACUGCUUACACAUGGACCUCAGAUAUUACAGUGGCAAAGCACAGUGGUCACAAGGGAAAGAUUCAAGUGCAAUGAGAAGCCGGCAUUAAGAUCCCAUUCGAUGAGUCCUCCUCACCGCACAGAUGAAGAUAAUCUAACCACACCACGCUCUGAGCAUCACCAUAAAAAAGCCAUGUCUCUGGAUGACAGUGACCUCGAAGCACGUCUCAAUAGUUGGAAUCUUGGGUUAGAAAAUCCAAGAUACUUGCGGGAGAAACCGAUGCCAAUGUCUUUGAUGACACCGAAAACUGGCCUAGGAAAAAGCAGCACGUUUCGUGAUGAACAGGCGCUAUUUCGAAUGCAUGAAAAAGAGCUGGACAUGAAAAUGAAAAUAGCAGAAGGCAAAUUUCAUGAAGAAAAGCUGAAGUUGCAGCAGAAGCACGAUGCCGAUGUUCAGAAGAUCUUGGAUAGAAAGAAUGAUGAAAUAGAGGUGAUGAAGUCCCUCUACAAAAACAAACAGAAUGAAGCUGAGGAGACCAUUAGAAAACUGGAGAAAAAAGUUCAGACCCUUGUUCGUGAGUCACAAGUCGUCAGAGAAGCGAAAGAGAAGCAGAUUGUGGAGUUAAAGAAGAUGUGUGAGCAGAGCAAUGAUUCUCUGAACAACGAGUGGGAGAAAAGGCUCCACAACGCGGUGGCGGAGAUGGAGAAGGAGAAGUUCACGAUUCGGAAGAAGCACACGGAGGAUAUGCAGGAGCUGCUCGAGGACACCAACGCGCGGCUCAGCAAGAUGGAGGAGGAUUAUUUGGAACAGAUCAAGUCAACCAACCAGACGGUCAAGAAACUGGAGGCUCGUGUCCAGCAGUUGACAGUUGAGGCUGAAAAUAGUAAUUUACAGCGUCAAAAAUUAUCUCAGGAAAAGACGGAUGCAGAGCAACGUUACCAGGCGGUUUGCUCUGAACUUCAGGAAGUGAAAGCAAGGCUCUGCUCACUUCAGAAGGACAAGGACCACAUUGUAAAGGAAUACGAGGAGACCAUUCAACAACUACAAAGUAAAUACGAUGUUGAUAUCAGUUUUGCAAAGCAGGAACAUGCUCUAUCUGCAGCUAAGGCAUCUGAUGCGAUUGAAGAAUUACAGCACAGUGUGUCUCUGUUAAAACAACAGUUGCAAGAUUCAGACCAUCAGAGGCAGCAACAGCUGAGGGAUCAAGAACACAAGCUUCAACAGAACAAACUUCACUUAGAGCGUGCGUAUGAAAAACAGAUUCAAGACAUCCGGAAUGAUCUUGAUAAAGAAAGAGGGGACGCUCUAAAGAAAGUUCGCAAACUGGAAGAGACUUUGAAGGAGAAGGAGGAGCAGCUGGCGCGGGUGACAGAGGUACAGAGGCUGCAGGCCCAGCAGGCAGAUGCUGCCCUGGAGGAGUUUAAGCGGCAGGUGGAGCUGAACUCAGAAAAAGUCUACGCUGAAAUGAAACAGCAGAUGGAAAAGGUUGAAGCAGAUCUAAGCAAAUCAAAAUCGCUCCGGGAAAAGCAAUCCAAAGAAUUCUCAUGGCAAUUGGAAGAGCUGAAGCAAAGAUAUGAGCAACAGAUAGUGGAGCUGAAGCUGGAGCAUGAACAGGAGAAGACGCACCUAUUCCAGCAGCACAACGCAGAGAAGGACGGUCUGGUCCGAGACCACGAACGGGAAAUCGAGAAACUGGAAAAACAGCUCCGCGCUGCCAUGGCAGAGCACGAGACUCAAACCCAAGAAUGCCGGAAACGAGACGGCCAGGUAAUCUGUGAGAUGGAGCAGCAGCUGCAGCAGCUGCGGGAGGAGCUGGUGCAGGUGAAGGCGCAGCGGAAGCAGCAGCUGCUGGAGCUGCGGCGUCAGUGGGAAGAGGAGAAGCAGCGGGCGGCUCGGGACCACGAGGCGGUGGUGAAGAAGCUGAAGGUGGAGGCAGAGAAAAUGGCAUUCGACCUGAAAAAGAUCCAUACGGCGGAAGCAGAGAAGGCCUUGGACAAGGCAAACAGCCGGCUGAAGCAAACGGAAAAGGAGUUCAGCCAGAAGCUGGUGAAAUCCUCGCAGAUGAUCGCUGAGCUUAAGACAGCCGUUUCCUUGCUGACAGAGGAGAACAGCCGGCAGCAGCUCGCUGCCGAACAGCGGCUCCAGGAACUUGGGCAAAAGUUUGAAGAUAAGAAGCAGCAGCUGAUUACAGAUAAUAACAGAGCAAUCAAGGCCCUACAAGAUGAAGUGGAAAUGUGUCGCGCUCAGGCACAGGCUGCAGAGAAGAAGCUGCAGUGGCGGGAGCUGGAGACCCACGAGCAGAUGACCCAUAUACGACAAGAAUACGAAACCACACUCAAAGGUCUGAUGCCAGCAUCUUUGAGACAGGAACUUGAAAACACCAUUGUAUCUUUAAAAUCUCAGGUAAAUAUUCUGCAGAAAAGAGUCUCUGUCCUGCAGGAAGAGCUGAACACCUACCACGCCAGGAGGUAGCUGCUGGAGCUGUUGGAUUUCUUCGAUUGCCGACUGGACUGCUUUGAAUAGGUUUGAAGAUUUGGCUCUUGUAAAUUCAAAUGCAAAGAUCAGUGGCUGUUUUGGUAGCACAUACAAUGUAAUGAAGUUCACGACAACACAUCCAUUGCUCGUGCCAGCAUGUUUUUAGUGGUAUCUUCCUUCCAUUAUUUUUUUUAUUAUCUUAUUUCAGUCUUAUGCUUUCGAUAUCCUGUGUGUUUGACUCCAUGCUGAGCUUGUUUACUCAGCAAGUCGAGUUUCCACUAAUAUUUUUGUUAUUACUUCCCAGUACCAUUCUUUUCACUUUUAUACAUGAAGAAAAUCCCAUUUUCUAUUAUUAUUGUCUAAGAUAUUUUAACAUAUUUUGACAUUGUUCUGUGUCCAUGUGUUUACAUAAUAUUAAAAUAUUAUUAUUUUGUACUA
This is a messenger RNA of Columba livia (rock pigeon), 3544 nucleotides long. RefSeq names its product centrosomal protein 112 (gene CEP112). The coding region runs from base 209 to 3103 and encodes 964 amino acids. NCBI's taxonomy places the organism in Eukaryota, Metazoa, Chordata, Aves, Columbiformes, Columbidae. The transcript is spliced from 28 exons. The record is from RefSeq and is a predicted model, not a curated record.